CGAAGAAGAAGCGCGUCACUUCCGGGUUUCGCAUCUGACGUGUCUAAAUCACUUCUCCUCCGGUGGUGACGGAUUUAACAUCGAUUUCACUGAUAUUUUGAUACGUGGUGUCAAAGAUGCUCGACUUCUUCACCAUCUUCAGCAAAGGGGGGAUCGUGUUGUGGUGUUUUCAGGGAGCCGGGGUCACUGCAUCCUUCGCCGGCCCCGUCAACGCUCUGAUCCGCUCCGUAAUCCUCCAGGAGCGCAGUGGGAACAAUUCAUACUCCCACGAGGCCCUCAAUCUGAAGUACAAGCUCGACAAUGAGUUUGAGUUGAUUUUUGUGGUGGGAUUUCAAAAGAUCCUAACGCUGACGUACGUGGACAAGUUCAUAGAUGACGUUCAGCUCCAUUUUAGGGAUCGUUAUAAGAAUGAGCUGGAGCAAAAGGGGGCUCUAAAGCUAAUCAACAACAGCUUUGAAUUUGGAGACGACUUCAAGAUGCUUCUCAGAGAGGCGGAGGAGAGCAGCAAAGCUCGGGGCCCUUCCGGCAUGAAGAACUUUCACCAGUCCGAGAAAUCUAAAAAAACUGUGAAGUCAAUGAUUGAGACCAAGGGGGGGGAAAAAGUCAAGGAACCGGGUGGCAAGAAGAACAAAAAAAACAAGAAGGAGGCUCCUGCAGCUGAGCCUGUUAAAGUGGAUCAAGGCAAGGUCUCACCCUCGGUGCACAAGGUGGUUGAGAACGGUAACCAGGGCUUGACCCGCGAGGAGGUCAUACAGAAGAACCGAGAGGAGUUCGUUCGCAAGCGCACGAUGGUGCCCGCUGAGAAAGUCACUAAGUCCCCCAAACCUCAGAAGCCUAAGGAGAAGCAAAUGCGUGUUUGGGAAAUGGGCGGUAGCAGCGGCAAAAACCUGGACUACAGCGGAAGCAACGGAGAUGAUUCCCUAAAUGGUAGCAAACAAAACCAGGACGCACAAAUCGACCUGGGGAUACAGCUAAACUCCAUGAAGGGUGACCUGCAGUCUGUGGACUAUGAGUCCGAUGAGGAAGAGGAGAUGGAAGAGGAAGAGGAAGAGGAGAGAGUGGUUGUCAAUGAAACAAGCAAGCCGAGCUCCAAAAAGGGUGGCGGUUUUGGGGGCAUGUUUGGGAUGCUGAAGGGCCUGGUGGGCUCCAAGAGCCUGAGCCGGGAGGACAUGGAGUCGGUACUGGAUAAGAUGAAGGACCACCUCAUCGCGAAGAAUGUAGCAGCCGACAUCGCCUACCAGCUCUGUGACUCUGUAGCCAAAAAACUGGAGGGCAAAGUCAUGGGCACAUUCACCACUGUGGCCUCAACGGUUAAGCAGGCCCUGCAGGAGUCUCUGGUGCAGAUCCUGCAGCCCAAGCGUAGGGUGGAUAUUCUGAGAGAUGUCAUGGAGGCUCAGAGCCAGCGACGGCCUUUCGUCAUAACCUUUUGCGGCGUCAACGGGGUUGGAAAGUCCACCAACCUGGCUAAGAUCUCUUUCUGGCUGAUAGAGAACGGUUUCACUGUGCUGAUCGCAGCCUGUGACACGUUCCGUGCCGGCGCCGUGGAGCAGCUCCGCACCCAUCAGCGUCGCCUGAACUCCCUGCAUCCCCCAGAGCGCCACGGAGGACGCACCAUGGUCCAGCUCUAUGAGAAGGGCUACGGGAAGGAUGCCGCUGGAAUUGCCAUGGAGGCCAUUGCCUUUGCCCGCAACCAGGCCUUCGACGUGGUGCUGGUGGACACUGCUGGGCGUAUGCAGGACAACACCCCCCUUAUGACAGCCCUGGCCAAACUUAUCGCGGUCAACAUGCCCGACCUCGUACUGUUUGUUGGAGAGGCUCUGGUGGGCAAUGAGGCAGUUGACCAGCUGGUAAAGUUCAACCAGGCUCUGGCAGACCACUCCAUGUCUGACAAGCCUCGCCUCAUCGAUGGAAUUGUUCUCACUAAGUUUGACACCAUCGACGACAAGGUUGGUGCUGCCAUCUCCAUGACUUACAUCACAGGACAGCCCAUCGUGUUUGUGGGCACCGGGCAGACCUACAAUGACCUGCGCAGCCUCAAUGCCCGCGCUGUGGUCAGUGCCCUGAUGAAGGCCUAAGUGACUGCAUGUUCUGCUGUUUCAUUCAUCGUCGCAACAAAGCCAACAAUACCUUUUUUGCAACGCCGCUGCGAGACGCUCCAGCCCUGCUAACCUGCCUUUUUCUUCAUCCUCCUGUCCCGACCUCUCUACUUUGCAUCGAAUGAAGAACUCAUGUCACGCACAGGACUUUAUUCUCCCAGUAAAGGACAAGUGUGCACUUUGAAAGACAGAACAUUUUUGCAACAAAAACAAAAGCCAGAGGGGGGGGGGGGCCUCCUAUUGAAUCAUUUCUAAACUUUCAGCCCUGCAUUGAAAAGUACCUCAGAACAGUCACAUCGACAUGACAUUUUUAGCUGACUAAAUGGACCUAGGUUGUAAAGGUCAUCAGUCUACUGGUGUACACAGUAAAGACUUUUAAACAAAACUCCCUACCUGGCAUUUUGUCAGUCAGUUUUCCCCUCUUCAUGUAAAUGAGGUCAGGUCGUGAGGGCCUCUGCUGGAUGUGACAUUUCAGCAGCUGCCUGUGCCUGAGGAAAGCUUAGUGACCAUAGUGCCUAUUUGUCUCCUGUCUUCUUAGUUAACACUUUCACUACAUGGGUAGUUAUUCAUCAAGAGUUCCAUGGCAGUCCAGAUAAAAAAAAAAAAAACUACACAGGUGUCUAAAUCUGUCCACAACAUAAAGAGGGCAUGAAGUUAGAUGUUGUACUCUCCUGUCAAAAAAUGAAAAGGAUCACUACUAACAAUGGUGGUAUACUAGUUUUACAUUGAUUGAUUGAUUGAUCUAUGAACGUAAUCUCCCAGAAUUCCUUGCCUACCUAACACAGAUAAUACAUUUUCAUCAAAUGGAGACUUUGAUUCCUCAGUUUAUAGAUGAUGGAAAGUGAAAAAAAUAUUUUGUAAAUAUUUUUUUUUUUUUUUUAGCUCUUACAAGUUGUCCAUAUUUUCAGACUACACUUUCUGUGAAGUUCCAUGGGCAUUUUUAUUUAUGCUUUCCCCUCUGAUUUACUCUUCAUCUGUGAGAGAAAUUCUAAGUCUUACAUGUCUCUAGCCCCCUUUUAAUUUGUGGUAGUGCAAUAUGAAAGAAUCAAGAGUUAUAUAGGCGAUUGGAGUUAAUUUAUGAGAAUGUAAACAUUUCUAAAUAAAGCUGCUAUAUGCUGUGACAGCCUGUAAAGUGGAA
This is a messenger RNA of Anoplopoma fimbria (sablefish), 3234 nucleotides long. It is a transcript of the gene srpra, whose product is annotated as SRP receptor subunit alpha. NCBI's taxonomy places the organism in Eukaryota, Metazoa, Chordata, Actinopteri, Perciformes, Anoplopomatidae. The record is from RefSeq and is a predicted model, not a curated record. Gene Ontology annotation, cellular component: endoplasmic reticulum membrane; signal recognition particle receptor complex. The coding region runs from base 117 to 2075 and encodes 652 amino acids. The transcript has 15 exons. Gene Ontology annotation, molecular function: ATP hydrolysis activity; signal recognition particle binding; GTP binding. Gene Ontology annotation, biological process: SRP-dependent cotranslational protein targeting to membrane.